This is a messenger RNA of Ectocarpus sp. CCAP 1310/34, 3565 nucleotides long. Lineage: Eukaryota; Phaeophyceae; Ectocarpales; Ectocarpaceae. The record is from the annotation of a GenBank genome assembly.
UUGCACGGCGUUGGUGUUCGCCGUGGUGUUGUUGUGUACUCCUGGUGGGCUGCAUUCGUUGUGCACGGGUGCCUUUCACGCUGCUACGCCUGGUCACGAUGCCUCCCGUUCCCGUCCUACCUAGGAAAAUGCCUCCGCACUCUCCUCAGUCGCUCUCCAGAAAAUCCAGCUGGAAACAUAGUCUUCGAGGCGUCGGUACGCGAAGCAGGACGGGCAGCGAUGCCGGCGAUGACGCUGAGAGCACCGCGGCGGGGUCGGUCAAGAUGGGCAAGCUUGGAGGUUUGGGUGGUGGUGUCGGCGGCGGGGAGAAAGACAACAGUCAAGGCUACGCCAUAAGCAGUUACGAGCUUGUGAACAGGCCACGGGCGUAUUGGACGGUUGCGGCAGAGGUUGUGGCGAAAGGGGCCACCAUGCCAAAAAAGCGGCUUGUUCCCUUGCUGCGAGAGCUAUGCAUUCGGAUAGGAGAUUACACGGUCUGCGACGGCGCGUUCUUCGGCGCUCUCCUGGUCAUCCUGGGCUCGGCCAAGGAGGGGGACUGGGAUGGCAAGGCGGUGCGCCUGGUACACUUCUUCGUGCGAGGGAUGGUGACUGUCCAGGGUGACACGGAGGGGCGGGUGUUGGGGUCGCACUGGGAGGGCCGCGGGAUAACUCAACGGCAGAUCCUAGACGCUAUCGAGUGCUUCAGACAAGAGUCCGAGCAUCGUAGCUCAGUUCGACAAAUCCCGGCUUUCCACACCGUGGCGACGCUCUGCCAGCUGGCUUCUGUGUCCGGGGUUGGCGGUCAACCGUCCCCUGUUGAGGUGCUCAGGGAAACGACCCUCACCCCGCUGAGAUCGUUGCAGGCCCAGGAGAGGCCGGAGAGAGGAGGCAAGACCAAGGGGCGCGCUCUCCGGCAGAGGCAAGAAGCUUUCGAGGAGUCGCUGCAGGUUUCGGCUGCAAUAUUUUCAGCAAUUCGCCGAUGUCCGGCGCUGGCGCGCGACCAGAGCAUCCUUCCCCCGGUGUUGCUAGGCUGCUGCAGCGAGAACCACCUCGCCGCCCGACACGCCUUUGCGAUCCUCGCGGACCUUGCCAUGAAGUCGCCGGACGUGGUGUCGCAGACGCUCCUUAGCAAGGCUAUGCUCGUCCCGACAACGGUGGGCAUGCUUCAGGCCCCCGGCGGCCUCGCGGCCUCGGGGGGGGAGCCCAACCUGGCAGACUCCCUGGCUUGCGUGUACUACCUCCGGGCUAUCAAAGCCCUUGCAUUCGCGGAGGCCCUCGACGACACGAUGAGGCUGGACAUGUACCGUACCAUGGUUAGCUCGGUGUCGGACGCGCGGCAUCGCGUGGCGUUGGAGGCGAUGCAGUGCCUACUUGACCACCCGAGGGCGUGGGAGCUGCUCGUGAACGCCCAGCGAGAAUCUCGAGAUGCCGACAUCUUCCGCAGAGUAGUAGACCGCAUCAAGGUGUGCGUGGAGGAGGCCACUGCUCCCGCAACAGCUGCUGCGGCCGCCACUGCCGCACACGAUGGAUCGACCGCUGCUAGCCGGCCGGGAUCCCCUACUGAGCUUCCCCCCGCGGCGCCCGCCGACCUGAGCAACAAGAAGAAGAAGCUUAGGAAGAAGGAGAAGGCUAGUGGCGGCGGGGCUGGCAAUGGACCGGCGGGGGUGGGGGCGAGCGAGGCGUACUGCAACUGGGCGUUGGCCCACGCUGCUUGCCGUGUGUGUAGGGUGGUGGGCCGCACCUUUCAGGUGGCGAUUAGUUACCAGACGAUGCAAAACCAAAAUCGAGCCGGUGUCGACGGCAGCAGUGGCGGUAGCAGCACCGUCUUGGCAAGUCCGGCGGCGACAUCAAGCGUCGGCGGAGAGCGUCGCGGCAGUGGGACCUCCGGCCCGCGUCCCCCGUCCGUCAAUGCCCGCCACGGCUUCUCGGAAGGUCUGCUCGCGUCGGGGAGAGACGGCAGCCAACCGGUAACACCGGAAGUGGGGACGGGGUCGGCGUUCAAUCUCCUUGGCCUGCCGCCGUCGCCGGCCCCGAGGUCGGGGAUAACGCGAGCCCCCUCAGCUUGGGGCCCCACUGCCGGGGGGGGGGGGGGGGGNGGGGGGGGGGGGGGGGGGGGGGGGGGGAGGAGGCUUGCGAGGGAUGGGGGACGUGAUGGCCGGGCAGCGGCGAUCAGAGACUUGUGCCGCGCCCUGCAGCAGCACAGACUGCUGGAGAGCCCGCAUUUGCACGUGCGCAGCCUUGCCCUCGAGGCUAUGUUUCUGUUGGUGCCAGACCCUUCGCCGCUGGACCCACAGCUCCGAGGCCUGUGGGACUGGCUGCAGCAGAGAGUCGAGCAGUGCCCCUCCACCCUCCCGGACACUGUCCUUAGCGAGCUGGUGGACACCCUGCUCACGCGGGUCCAGUGCAGCGCUACCAGCCGGGAAGAGGUGAUCCCGAUCGCCCUCGCUCUCACGGAGAGCUUCAUGUACCAGGUACCGAGCGAGGAAAUGGGGCGCUGCGUUUUGAGGGCGUGGUGUCAGUGUGCCGGAUAUGGGGGGCGGGCGCGCGAGUCGGUGCUUCAGUCGGUGUAUCGCAUCCUCGAUAGGAGUAUCGCCCUGCCGCCCGACAACCCGCGCGCGGCCUUUGCGUCUGCGGCGAACAAUCGCGCCAGCACCGGCAGUGUUGGUGAUAGAGGAGGAGCGGCCCGUCACGUGAGGGGGAUGGCGAGCGAAGACUGGACCCGGCAGCCGAUCUCGACGGGAGGGGCACAGGGAGACCCGAGCGAGACGCCGAGACUGAAGUAUCUCAGAGCGAAGAGCGCAGCGACGAGGCUCAAGCGCUCCGCCUUUUGGUUUCUCGGUGAGUACUGCCGCCAGCUAACGGGAGCACCAGCUGAGUCAUCGCAAAACCACGACCAAACUCCACCCCCUGCUAAAACCGGCGGGAACGAGUUGCUCGACGUCUGGACAUCUCCUGUGCCUAGCCCAACAAAGGGUGGAAUGGGCAGGCUCCCGGCGGGUCUCGGGGACAUGGGAGCGGAGGCGAGCGCUGAGGCGCACCCUGUGGUAUCGGGGAUGAACGGGGCGACGAUAUCCAUCCUGAUGCGAUUGAAGCACGCCGCGAUGUUUGAGGACUUCCAGACCCGCUCUACGUGUGCGUCGGCGCUCUGCAAGAUCGCCCUCCGUCUGCCGGAUCCGAUCCGAUUCGACGCUUACUGCUUUCUCCAAGGCCUGGCGGACUCUGCGGCAUUGUUCCCCCUCGUGCCAUCACGCCAAGACAACGAUCCUGGCUGUAGUGGAGAGGGGCUCCUGGAAGGGCACUGGCGAGAGCAGGAAGCGCUCUUUGAAAGGAUCGAAAAUGCGGGUGCUUACGGCAUCCGCGAGGUGGUCACGCCCGUUCUGGACUACCUUGGCUGCUUGUACUCCAUGCCGGACAGCGAGGGAACGCGACCAGGCUCCUCGCAGGAUGGGUCGCUGCCGACCGAGCGGACCGAGGUCGGACAGCGCUCGGCCAUGGAGACGAAGUUGUUGGGUGUGUACAGGCGCGUUUUGGACGAGCACGGAGCUGCUCCGGGACCGUGAUUCACCUUGUCUCUUACCUGUUGGGU